This is a messenger RNA of Penicillium cosmopolitanum, 798 nucleotides long. Its product is annotated as SDR family NAD(P)-dependent oxidoreductase. The record is from RefSeq and is a predicted model, not a curated record. The transcript has 2 exons. Lineage: Eukaryota; Fungi; Ascomycota; Eurotiomycetes; Eurotiales; Aspergillaceae. Gene Ontology annotation, molecular function: oxidoreductase activity. The annotation marks the transcript as partial.
AUGUCUCAACCGCUGCCUCCUCAAGAUCCAAUCCCAAAUCGCCUACGAGAUUUGGUUGCUCUCAUCACUGGAGCCGCGGGGAAUAUCGGCCUGGAAUCUGCUCGUCGGUAUCUUCUUGAAGGUGCAAAAGUCGUGCUGGUAGACAUCAAUCCGCAGAGACUGGCCCAGUCAAAGGAGGAGCUGAUUGGUGCGAUCAGAUAUUUACCUGAUGGGAAGGAUUUGGAUCCAGAUGAUUUGAUCCUCACUGUUCAGGCGGACGUUACUGCCGAGGAGGAUGUCCAGCGAUAUGUUGACGAAAGCACUCGGAAAUUCGGCAAGAUCGAUGUUGCACUACUCUGCGCGGGCAUCUCAUAUUCGUCAACUAGUAUUCUGGAAACAGAUGUCAGCCAGUAUGACAAGGUUAUGCAAGUGAAUUGUCGAUCCGCUUUCCUAGGCGUGAAGCACUGUGGUCAAGCCAUGAAAGACUCCGGGAAAGGAGGGAGCAUUGUCUUGAUCUCUUCAAUCGCCGGUCUCCGUGCGACACCUGGCCUGUCAGCAUAUUCCACUUCUAAGUUCGCUCUACGAGGCCUCUGUAUCACUGCCGCCGCUGAACUUGGCCAGCACAAUAUUCGUGUCAAUACGGUCCAUCCAUGUGGUGUCAAUACACCCAUGUUUCUGGCCGCCUGGCCCGAGGAAAAGAUGAAGAGUAUGCUAGCAACUGUUCCUCUUGGUAGAUGGGCAGAGGUGGCGGAUGUUGCGGCCCUAUUGGCAUUUUUGGGAAGCGCGGACUCUCGGUUCAUGACUGGUGGAGCUCUCAAG